Molecule: messenger RNA, 3268 nt
Organism: Melanotaenia boesemani (Boeseman's rainbowfish)
Lineage: Eukaryota; Metazoa; Chordata; Actinopteri; Atheriniformes; Melanotaeniidae
Gene: esrp1
Product: epithelial splicing regulatory protein 1
Exons: 16
Coding region: 229-2577 (782 amino acids)
Cellular component (GO): ribonucleoprotein complex
Molecular function (GO): RNA binding
Source: RefSeq, a predicted model, not a curated record
CAUUACUUCGCGAUGGUGACUGCGGGAGACAUACUACCGUAAAAUACAUGCUAUAUAAUUUUGGAUUUCACGUAGGUCAGGUGUCACGGUGAAGGCUCUUCCAUCUUCUGCCUCCCGCCUGUUUCAUUUAGACUAAGUAUCACUGUAGUCGCUGCCUUUCAGUGUUGUAUAGUAUUACAUUAGGUUUUGUUUUUUUUUUUUGUUUUGUUUUUAUUAUUUUGCGUUCAGAUGGCGGCGCAGGUAGACUACCUGGUGGUGGUUUUCACCGCCACAUCUGGCACGAGCGGAGAGCUGCUGGGAUCUGACGAGAAAGAGCUCGUGCAGUUGGUUUGGCAGUUGGUGGAUGUAAAGAACAAAACGUUGGGCAAGGUGAAUGAGCUCCUCAUUAAACCUGACCUCUUAGAGUUGACAGAAGAAAAAGCAGAGGAAGAUGUGGUGGAGGAGAGCCGGGAAGAGGAGAAUGGGUCUGGAGCACAUUGUGUAUCCACAGCUACAAGUAUUGAUAGUGCUUUAAACCUGUUUAAUCUACAACUGACGAAUGAGGUGAACAGCGCGGGCGCAGGCACGUCAUUGUGUUUGUGUACAGACGGGCAGCUCCACAUCCGUCAAGUGAUUCACCCUGAGGCUGCAAGCAAGAACAUCCUGAUACCGGACUGUUUCUACUCCUUCUUUGACCUUCGGAAGGAGUUUAAGAACCACUUCCCCAGAUCUGACCUCAAGGCUUUGAAUGUUCACAUCAUGGCAAACUCUCUUAGUAUACCUGUUGAUGAGCCCACCAGGUGGGAUCCCUUGACUCCUCAGGAUCCAUCGGCCACAUUGUCAGCAGAAGUAGCUGUGCAGCAGGCCCGGCUUAUGUCCAGCAUUGUUCUUGCACUGCUCUCUGAGCCAUUUUGCCACACAUUUUCUAAUCCAGAGAGAGUCAGCGAGAGGUUUGAGAGUGGCACUUGCAGUAAGAUGGAGAAAGUGAGCGACAACACAGUGAUCAGAGCCAGAGGGUUGCCAUGGCAGUCUUCUGACCAGGACAUUGCUCGGUUCUUCAGAGGCCUCAACAUUGCCAAAGGAGGGGUUGCCCUGUGUCUCAAUGCUCAGGGGAGAAGAAAUGGAGAAGCACUUGUUCGUUUUGUCAGUGAAGAACACAGAGAUUUGGCACUGCAGAGGCACAAACACCAUAUGGGCAGCAGAUACAUUGAGGUUUAUAAAGCAAUGGGAGAAGACUUCCUGAAGAUAGCAGGAGGUACUUCCAAUGAGGUGGCGAUGUUCUUGUCACGUGAAGACCAGCUCAUAGUGAGGAUGAGAGGUCUUCCUUUCACCGCCACACACGAGCAGGUGCUCGCUUUCUUCUCUCCGGAGGAUGGGCAAAAAGAGACGUGUCCAGUCAGCGGAGGGAAGAAUGGCAUCCUAUUUGUUCGUUACCCAGAUGGGCGUCCCACUGGAGAUGCUUUCGUUUUGUUUUCCUGUGAGGAACAUGCUCAGUGUGCUCUGAGAAAACACAAGGAAAUUCUUGGGAAACGAUAUAUUGAGUUGUUUAAAAGUACGGCAGCAGAGGUGCAACAGGUGUUAAACCGGUACUCAUCGGCCCCCCUGAUCCCUGUAGCCCCAGCCCCCCUAGUUUCAAUGCUACCCACAGUGUCUCUCUUGCCCCCUCCUGGCAGUGUGAGGGACUGCCUGAGGCUGAGGGGGCUGCCUUACACUGCAAGUAUAGAGGACAUCCUCACCUUCCUGGGCGAGUUUACACACGAUAUCAGACAACAUGGUGUGCACAUGGUGCUCAACCAGCAGGGCCGUCCAUCAGGUGACUGUUUCAUCCAGAUGAUUUCAGCAGAGCGGGCACAUCAGGCCUCACAGCGGCUUCACAAGCACGUGAUGUCCAGCCAGCGUGGGGCAAACAACCGUUAUGUGGAGGUCUUUCCCUGCAGUGUAGAGGAGAUGGGUCUGGUGCUGAUGGGAGGCUCGCUCUCACAUAUGCACACACAUACACACACCCGGAGCAGGAGUAGGACAGGGCUCAGCCCGCCGCCAUGUAAGUCCAGACGUCUAUCUCCACCAUCCUACACCUUUGCCCCUGUUCCACCUGUGUUGCCCACAGAUGCUGCUGCUGCUCUCUACCCUCCCAUUGGGCAGAUGUUGCUGGCCCCUCGCCCCCUGCCACCAGGACAUGCUUACUACCCUGCUUCAGCUCAGCUAUACAUGAACUACACAGCCUACUACCCCAGUCCACCUGGCUCACCUACGACUCUAGGUUUCUUCCCAGCUCCUUCCCUCUCUUCCCCUGGAGGGUUGGUACGAAUGCCAGGCCUGCCUUACAACAGCAGUGGCAUUAAAGACCUCAUUAAUGGCGUUCAAGGAUACCAGUAUGCACCCGAGGAUGCUCUCAUGCAGGCCCAUGGGCUGAUGCAUGCUCACGACCCGGCUAGGACUCUGGUCCCGCAGCCCAAAGAAUGGGGUCCCGUGGAGUCAGUUUCUCUUGUGAACAGCAGUCUGACCAGUCAGUCCAGUGGAGGAGAUGGUCCUCUCAUGUCCCUUCCUUCUCUCAUGGCCAAACCAGGAGGGCAGUACAUGGAUCUGACACUGCUGUAGAGUCACUCUUAUACCCAAGUCAUGUAACAACUUGGUAUGUGUCAAAGACUUGUCAGUUUUAUUUUAGUUUUAGUUUAUUUUUUUUGUUUGUUUGUUUUUAUAAUCUUUUAGGUAUGUUAUUUAUAUCUUUGAGAUACAGAGAUAAAUGUAUUUUAUAGCUAAUUCAUUAUGGCCUUAGCCCAAAAAUGGCAUUUUUUUAUUUCUUAUAUUGCACAAUGUGUACAUUAAAAGCUUUAUAGAGAUUUUAAACCUGUUAUGUUCUUGUAAUCAAUAUGAUAUAUUUGCUAGCAUAACUAGAGAAGAAUGACUAAGUAGCUACUGAGCUAACUCUUUUCUUCCAUCUUUUCUGUGAAGAGUGAAAGUGAAAGUGUGAAAGCCAUGAGAAUGAGUGUCAUGCAUGUUUAUGUUGAAACAUUUUAUGCCCUUAUCUGUUAAUGCAAUACAUUUUAAAAGUUUAUAAACAUGUGAUACAGUACACAGUGAUUGUAUCAGAAGCUUUAGUGCAUGAAGAAGUUAAAUAAUAAAACUUUGAGAUGUUUACAUAAUGCCAAAUAUCAAUGCACUGCUAAUCAGUAGAACUAUAAAUGAGUAUAAUAGCAGUAUCUUAUGAAAACACUUGUUACACUUGUCAGACAGUCUGAGCUUUUCUGCAGACUUCAUUUACAAAAAUGUGACAACUCACAUUUCUAUA